AUGGUUGUCUUCGACGGCCACGAGUAUCUUACCGAGGAGGAGAGACGCCUCAAGCAGGAUCGCGAGCGAACCAAAUACUGGAAGAAAUGGGGCCCCUAUGUUGCCGAGCGGCAAUGGGCUACAGUGCGGGAGGACUACAGCGCAGAUGGAGAUGCCUGGAGCCAUUUCACUCAUGAGCACGCUCGAUCCCGGGCCUUCAGAUGGGGUGAAGAUGGCAUUGCCGGUGUCUCCGAUACGCACGGUCUCCAGAACAUCGCAUUCAGCUUUUGGAACGAAGAGGACGAUUUUCUCAAAGAGCGACUGUUCGGCCUAUCCAACCCCCAGGGAAACCAUGGCGAGAGCGUCAAGGAAGCCCAUUUUCACGUAGACAAUACUCCUGUGAGUCACUCGUACAUGAAAUUCCUUUACAAGUAUCCGCAGAAAAAGUUUCCAUACCAAGACUUGAUACAGGAAAACGGUCGGAGAGGCAAGGAAGACAAGGAGUAUCAAAUUAUCGACACUGGUGUCUUUGACGAAAACAGAUAUUGGGACAUCUUCAUCGAGACCGCUAAAGAAUCCGACGAUCCUGACGAGUUGCUAUUUCGGGUCACCGCUUGGAACCGGGGCCCUGACCCAGCACCUCUCCACAUUAUCCCCCAAGUGUGGUUUCGCAAUACGUGGAGCUGGGGUCACGAAUCUGAAGACAAAAGACCGUCCAUUGCUGCAGAAUCCGAGCUGUCCGCCAAAUCAAAACACUAUAGCCUUGGAGACCGAUAUGUGUACUACUCGCCCUCACCGGGAGUAGGAUCCAGUGGUGAGGAUGUGGUGCCUCUGUGGAUGUUUACGGAAAAUGACACAAACUAUGAGCUCUUGUACGAGCAAAAGAACAAGCAGCCCUAUGUGAAGGACGCGUUCCAUAGAUACGUUGUCGGUGGGGAAAAGGCAGCCAUCAACCCAAGUAAAACUGGCACCAAGUCAGCUGCUUGGUUCAACUUCAACGAGGAUGGUGGCGUGAACCCCGGUGAAUGCGCAGUUGUCCGCUUCCGUUUCAGCAAGAAGAACAUGACAUAUCUUGACGAAGAAGAAUUUGAUGACGUUAUUGAGAAACGACGUGAAGAGGCGGAUGAGUUUUAUUACCGAAUCAGUCCCCUCCCCAUAUCUGACGACCUACGAAACAUUCAACGACAAGCAUUUUCUGGAAUGAUGUGGACAAAGCAGCAUUACCACUUCAUCUGGGACCAAUGGGCCAAGGGCGACCCAUCGUCGCCGCCGCCGCCUCCGGAACGAAUGGGUAUUCGGAACUCCCAAUGGAGACAUAUGCAUUGUGAUGACAUCUUGUCAAUGCCCGACUCUUGGGAGUACCCCUUCUUCGCCGCCUGGGACAGCGCAUUCCACUGUAUACCCUUGGCCAUGAUUGAUCCUGAUUUUGCCAAAAAGCAGCUGGAUUUAUUCACCAGGGAAUGGUAUUGCCAUCCAAAUGGGCAGCUCCCAGCAUAUGAGUGGAAUUUUGGUGAUGUGAACCCCCCCGUCCACGCCUGGGCGACGUUUAGAACAUUCAAAAUUGAGAGAAAGAUGUACGGACGUCAAGAUCUUGACUUUUUGGAAAGGGUUUUUCAGAAACUGCUGCUCAACUUUACCUGGUGGGUGAACCGCAAAGAUACCGAUGGCAAAAACGUCUUUGAAGGUGGCUUCCUCGGCCUUGACAAUAUUGGCCUGUUCAAUCGAUCAGAACCUUUGCCCACGGGUGGCGUGUUGGAGCAGGCCGACAGCACGGGAUGGAUGGCAUUUUAUUGCUUGUCUAUGCUCAACAUUGCGCUGGAACUAGCCAAGCACCGACGCAUUUACGAAGACAUUGCCUCCAAGUUCUUUGAGCACUUCAUCUUAAUUAGCGAUGCCAUGACCUUCAGGACUGGGCACAAGGACGAAAAGUCUCUCUGGAACGAGGAAGAUGGCUUCUAUUACGACGCCAUCUCCUGGGGCGGUCCAUAUAUCCAGCAGCUGCCAGUCCGAUCUCUUGUCGGUCUCAUCCCGCUGUACGCAACGGCCACCUUGGAACCAGAGCUUUUGAAUAAGCUUCCGUCGUUCCGCAAGCGGGUGGAAUGGUUCGUACAACACCGGGAGGACAUGGCCGAGAGAAACAUGGCCAGUAUACGAAAGAGGGGCAAGGGAGACAGGCUGCUCCUCUCCAUUGUAAGCAAAGACAGGCUGGAGAAGAUUCUCAAGCGCAUGCUCGACGAGAAAGAAUUCUUCAGCGACCACGGGAUUCGGUCUCUGUCCAAAUUCCACAAGGAAAGCCCCUUCUCCAUGGAGGUAAACGGACAACAAUUCAAGGUUGGGUACGUCCCCGGCGACUCAGACACGGGUCUAUUCGGCGGCAACAGCAACUGGCGGGGGCCAAUCUGGCUCUGUGUAAACUUCCUGCUGGUCGAGUCCCUCCAGCGGUUCUACCUCUUUUACGGGCCAGAGUUCCAGGUGGAAUGCCCAACCGGGAGCGGCGACUACAUGCACCUGGGCAAAGUGGCCGAGGAGAUCCAGCACCGCCUCCAGCACCUCUUUGCGCGCACCGACGACGGAAGACGCAGCAUCAACGCCGGCGACGACCGCCUCGACUUUGACGAGCACUGGAAGGACUAUCUCUGGUUCUACGAAUUCUUUGACGGCGACUGCGGCCGCGGGCUAGGCGCCACCCACCAGUGCGGCUGGACCGGUCUCAUUGCCAGAAUGAUCCACGACACCGGGUAA
Messenger RNA from Metarhizium brunneum ARSEF 3297, 2721 nucleotides. The record is from RefSeq and is a predicted model, not a curated record. Lineage: Eukaryota; Fungi; Ascomycota; Sordariomycetes; Hypocreales; Clavicipitaceae.